CUGGGAAGAGGGUGAAAGUGUGACUUUUUUGAAGGAUGGAAAAGGGAAGUUGUGAGGGCGGUGACGUUUGGCUCAUCUUAAAGCUCCGUAAUUAUCUUUCUGUACAAUCACAGGUUAAGAAUGAUCAAGUGGUGGAGCUUUGUGAUCAUUGGCCCAUGAGGAUUAGUGCUCACUGAAGGAUGAGACAUCGCUUUGGAAACCAAGUCAUUCAUCUCAGGUUUCUGCUUAUCUUAGCAUAAGGAAAUAGUGCACACAUUGAAGAAUGAAGAAAUGUUUUCCAGAUCCAGUUUAAAGAUGUUUCUCUGGCUUUUCCUUUGUGUACUCCAGUCUGAUAGUUCAGGCUUGGAGAUUACUGUGACAGCCAAAGUAGGAGAUGAAGCCAAACUUCCUUGCAAUUGCCACAAAAAAUAUACAGUCAAUGAACUGAAGACUUACACAAUCUACUGGCAAAAACCAGUAGGAAAUGGGAAAAAAGAUCUGGUUGUGAUAGCUCACAGAGAUGGCAAAGACGAACCCAAUAGAAAAGACCAACGUUAUCAGAACAGAACAAAGAUGAAUGAGCAGAAUCUUACACUUUCGAUUUUCUCAGUGCAAGCAUCAGAUAAGGGCACAUAUAAGUGCAUCAUUAUAACGAAUGAAGGAACAGAUGAAGAAUCCGUCAACUUCUCUGUGGUGGCUGAUUUUAGUAAGCCUAAUAUAUAUGCAGAGAUACCUAAUGGCUGUGACCUAACUCAGUUGACACUCAGGUGUUCUUCUCAUGGAGGACUAAACAAAGAUUUUAAGAUGCUUGGAUCUAUCAAUAAUAAGACAGAGAAAUGGACUGUUUCUUCAACAACUGACAACCAGACUGAACUUCUUAAUGUUACUGGCUACAUGCAGCUCAACGUGACUGAAAAUAUUGUUGUCCAAUGCUCAGUUGUGUAUGCUGGAAUCCAGAUUUCUGCCAACUUCACAUGGUCUAUAUCAAAGGAGUGUUUAUUGACUGCUCCACCACAUGGGAUCAUUAUUGCUUCCUCCGUGAUUCUCGUUUUUCUUGUAGCUGUGCUAGUAGUAAUCUUUCGGCGGCUCACCUGCAAGAAUUCGAGGUCCUCUCACCCUAUCAGUUCUUUCCAACCAGUGGAAACAUUUGACUUGGCACCACAGCAGCAACAACUAAAUGAGACAGUCAAGGAGGCAUCAUUCUGAUCCUACAAACCUUGGAUGAUCUCUUUUCCAAGUCUCAGCCUUUGCUCCGCAGACUUGUUUGCUGACAGAAUUUCAUUUUCAGCUGGAUAAAGAGGGUUGAGAAAGAAUACUCCUACCAAGAAUGUAAUGGUGUUUGUGAGCCAUGAAAAAAAACUCUGGGACCAAUGUAAAGAAAUAAUGAAGCUGACAAUGCAGCACUGCACUUUUGAUUCUGCUGUCUGCAGAGAUCACUUCCAGCCAUCAAUGGCCUUUACUGAACUCACCUUGAUUCACAUUGCAAUCAAAACUGCAGUAAGGGAUACAUUUAGUAUAAUAAAGAGGUGGUCUCAGACUUCAUUAAUUAUUCCACACAGUGGGCAGCAUCUGAAACAUGAGUUCUCAUAUUGGAUAAAGCAUGUCCAAAUAAUGUAUUGCCUGCUAUGUAGGGAAAGAGUUGCUUUGUUAUGGAAACUCAAUUUAAAUGCAGCUUUUCACUUUUAAUUCCUCUCAGUCCUCAUACUAUGCCGAGCACCAAGACAAGAUAUCAACCUUAUAACUGUAUAAUCUUGUUGCUACAGCAGCUGUACGAUGACCCUUCAAAAGAAACAGUAGCACACAUUAAUAUUUUGUACAUACAUUUGAUCCUACUCCAAGAAAUUGCAACAGUAUUUAUAAUUUUUAAUGACAGGGUUACAUGCAUGUCUUUGUGUCAGGAUUUUAGUGAGUAUUAUUAACAUUGUGUUGUACUGUGUUCUCUGGAUUAAGCAGAUAUUUAUGUGAGAGAUAAUAAAAUGGAAAACUGAUAA
This is a messenger RNA of Anolis carolinensis (green anole), 1970 nucleotides long. It is a transcript of the gene vtcn1, whose product is annotated as V-set domain containing T cell activation inhibitor 1. The record is from RefSeq and is a predicted model, not a curated record. NCBI's taxonomy places the organism in Eukaryota, Metazoa, Chordata, Lepidosauria, Squamata, Anolidae. Gene Ontology annotation, cellular component: external side of plasma membrane. Gene Ontology annotation, biological process: immune response; cellular response to lipopolysaccharide; negative regulation of T cell proliferation. The transcript is spliced from 7 exons. Bases 271 to 1185 code for a protein of 304 amino acids.